This is a messenger RNA of Eruca vesicaria subsp. sativa (arugula), 1143 nucleotides long. The record is from the annotation of a GenBank genome assembly. NCBI's taxonomy places the organism in Eukaryota, Viridiplantae, Streptophyta, Magnoliopsida, Brassicales, Brassicaceae.
AUGAAUCUUUCAACCGUUACAAGUUCCUCUGCCUCAAACGCCGAAGAAUCACCGCAGAAAAACAAGAAGAAUGAACUUCAUGAUCAUGCGCCAUUUCCUCUGUUACUACUUCCCGAAGAAAUCUCAUUAAACUGCUUAGCACGCGUGCCACGACGUUACCACCCUUCGGUCUCACUCGUCUCCACAACCUUGAGACGUCUCAUCGCUUCCCCAGAGAUCUACACCGAACGUUCUUUAUUCCGCCGCACAGAACAUGUCCUUUACGUCGCGCUUAGACCUUACGCUACCCAAACCCUCGAAUGGUACACUCUCAACCCCAAACCGUUCCGACAAGAGUCUACUCUGGUUCCUGUUCCGACAACAUUCCCUUUGGUUCCUUUAUGGGGAAUGUCUAUGGUCACUGUCGGUUCAGAGAUUUACGUCAUCGGUGGAUGCGUCGACGACAGCUACGUCUCCUCUGCGUUUGUCAUCGACUGUCCUUCUUACACGUGUCGUUCCCUCCCUAACAUGAAGCAAGAACGCGGCUGCGCCGCCGCGGGGAUCGUGGAAGGAAAGUUGUACGUGAUCGGAGGGUGUAGCCGUCUGUCUUUGAACUGGGUGGAGGCUUUUGAUCUAAAGACUCAAACUUGGGAGACAGUGACGUGGACUGGUUUGUAUGAUGACGUGGAGGUGUAUGAGAAAACGAUCAGGAGUUUCGUGAUGGAUGAGAAGGUUUACUUGAUGGAUCGAAGUAAUAGCUUUGUUUACGAUCCUAAAGAAGGGAGUUUGGAGAGUGACUUGUUGUUGAACAAGCAGUGGAGUGUGAAGUCUUGCGUUGUUGAUGACAAGUUGUAUAGUUUUGGGGCUUUUGGUCAGGAGAAUACGAUAUGGGAGUUUGAUCCUGUCGUGAGGGUUUGGAGUCUAGUGAAGGGUCUUGAAGAUGUUCUUCCUGAUAAGUGUAAAGUUUCUAAAAUGGUGAAUUACGGUGGUAAAAUUGCGGUUUUGUGUAACCUUGGAAAGUUGAAGACGGAGAUUUGGUAUAUGGAGAUUGGGUUGGAAAGGAGGGGAGGAGGAGAGGUUUGGGGGAAGAUGUUGUGGUCUGGUCUUGUGCUUGAUUCGGAAGAUUACUCUACCAUUGUACGAUCGCUUGCUGUAGCGUUCUAG